Dunckerocampus dactyliophorus (ringed pipefish) is the source of this 6810-nucleotide messenger RNA. Its product is annotated as solute carrier family 22 member 21-like. Gene Ontology annotation, biological process: transmembrane transport. Gene Ontology annotation, cellular component: membrane. The transcript has 10 exons. NCBI's taxonomy places the organism in Eukaryota, Metazoa, Chordata, Actinopteri, Syngnathiformes, Syngnathidae. The record is from RefSeq and is a predicted model, not a curated record. The coding region runs from base 4766 to 6418 and encodes 550 amino acids. Gene Ontology annotation, molecular function: transmembrane transporter activity.
UGGUGCAUUAUCCACUUGAAUAAAUAAGUCAAAAACACAGUACCUCAAAAGCUGUAAUGCGGCAUUCCAGAACAAAUGUUGCUAAGCAUUAGACAUCGAUAUUAACGAAUUUAGGGAACUGAAUAAAAUUGCACCACUACCAGAACAAAGUGCACCUCGUUGAAGGAGGUGGCUUUGUUCCGCAUAACUGAGUAUGAAAAAGAACAGGAAAAGAAAGCAGACCCUGUACCCUUCAGUGUAUGUAAUAUUCACUUCCUGUAUGUUAUAUUUAUUAUAAUACAUAGCUUAUCCAUCCAUCCAUUUUCUAUGCCGCUUCUCCUCUUUAGGGUCGCAGGGGUAUGCUGGAGCCUGUCCCAGCUGACUUCGGGCGACAGGCAUUGUACACCCUGGACUGGUCGCCAGCCAAUCGCAGGGCACAUAUAGACAAACAACCAUUCACACUCACAUUCAUACCUAUGGACAAUUUAGAGUCACCAAUUAACCUAACAUGCAUGUUUUUGGAUGUGGGAGGAAGCCGGAGUACCCGGAGAAAACCCACGCACACACGGGGAGAACAUGCAAACUCCACACAGAAUGCCCAAGGGAGAAUCGAAUCCAGGUCUUCCCGAUCUCCAGGCUACUGUAUUGGCCAACAUGCUAACCACGAGACCACCGUGCAGCCCAUACAUAGAUUAAUAUCUUUUAAAAUAGCAUUAACAUUGAACAUAAUUAGAAUUUCAUAUCAUUAGUUGUUAUUUAUUACAGUAAACUAAUUAAAAAAGUCAACACAUGCAAGGAGGGAUUCAUAUUAUUAUUCAAAUAUAUUGUAUUUUAAAGUUUAUUUAUUUGUAAAAAUAAAGGCCUCCACUCUAACAAACGCAUAACCUCUAAUUGGUAUCUAGUGGUGGACUAAGGCUUUUGUAUACAAACUUACAUUUACAUACAUAUCAUUUUACUAUGCAAAUAUCUGUGGCGGUCCCAUGAUGCUGUGUACCUUGUGUGUCAGUGAGGAUGUCGUUUGUUCCUCCCUUGUGUAAUUGUGUGCACGCGGGGUGAGCUCAGAGGGGAGCAAUGAGAGGUGAAAGGUCAUAUGACCCCGGAAAAUAUCACAAGAGCCCAAAGGACGGAUGUCAGGAUAAUAGAGGAGGGAAUGGUUAUUGAACAACUCAUCAUUUUUAUUGCUGCCGGAAGUCUUUGGCCACAUCAGGUGGGGUUCACACCAGGGCUGUCUUUGAGUAAGGAUUUUCAAAUCGAAUCUGAUUUGUAAGAUUUUGGUCAUAGUCGAUUAAUCGUCAAACAUUGUUUUUUUUGUUUUUAGAGCACAACAACAUACAACAACAGUACCUUGAUUUACUUAGUGACACGGAAAGCAAGAUGAACAAAACCAAAACACGGUGACUUUUGGCAAGUGAGCAUAUCACACAUCAGAAAAGCAUGGCAGCAUGGCUUGAAAAACAACAACUUGCCAAAACUCUGUUAGCAGCCUAAUUUAUUGACUUAAAAUCCACAGUUGGGAUACAGCCUUACCCAUUUUAAAUGAGACACCAUGUUGGUUGUUGUCGCAUGAAGAAGCUACUGACACAAGUUGCAUUUUACUUUCUUGGGGGUCAUCUUUCAGCUUUUCAAAAUACUGCCACACUUUUGUUGAUUUCUUUAGUAGCCGUUGUGAGACAAUAAGUCCGUCAAUGUUGACAGUCAUCCUAGUGCUCACCUUAGCGCCUUUGAAUUGUGCAACUGCAGCAGGUGAUUUUACUAAUACAUAGUAAGUAUAAGUCUUGUGUUUAAUGUUAAACACUCAUGGCAUUUUCAAUUCUUAGGCAAAUUGGUCUGAUUUUGUAUCAAAAUAGGCUCUGUAUAACAAAAACCAAAACAUUCUAUGUAAAAAUGUACGCGCAGCAGCAGCCGUGGGCACCCCUAUGUAGUCGGAAUGGUACAAUCUUGAUCACAUGACAUUUUCAUACAAUUCGACUGCGAGAUUGAUAGCCAAAUCGACCCCUCCGAAUCGAAUAGUCAAAUAUCCUAAGACACCCUUCACACAAAUUUGCAGUGGAAUCAAGCCGGGUGGUGUCAUGUGAUCAUCCAAUUGUGGAUGUUUUCCUAUCAUAAUUCAUGGAUAGACUGUAGAUUAGAUACCAGUAAAUUCAUUUUGAAUACACAGACAAAUGGUGUGCUGUGAAUAUAUGAGAUAUCAUCAAAUAUGAGAUAUUUCAUAACAUUCUAAAUGAAUGGGAAAAUCCUCCUCCAUCCUGCAGCCUACCUCCAUUACCUCAUUUUCCUCUCAUUUCUCCUCCUGCCUCUCACCUUCUCAUGUCCUUGUCUCCCAUGUGCCAUGAUCCACCCCCUCACCGCCUGCCAUGCCUCCCUUUACCUGCUUUGCUCAGGGAGCCCUGCCCCCACUUAUUGUCUUCUCCGCCAUGCAGUCCCUCAAAUUAAUGUAGAGAUAUUGACAAGUGACUGGCCUAGGAGGCAUUGAUCAUCAGUAUAGGGAGAGAGGAGAAGAGAUGCUGGGGUGACGCAAGCGCUGCUUCUGGGUGCAACGCGUUACACACCGUUAGCCCGCAGUUUAAAUGACUGUAAUCAUCCAGAGAAAGUCGACACUCCUUCAUCAGUUGAUUUACCUCCUUUGGAUUGUCCUCCAUGAUUCAGAGAGCAGCAGAGAUGAGGGCAAAACAGUGAGGAAAAUGACAGAAACACACGUUUAGCAUAAAUUAGGCAGACAAGUAUAACACGGGGCAGCCUCUGUGCCGCACUCCAUCCAAUGUAAAGGGGUUAAGGUGCUGCUAACAAUGUGCAAAGGGCCAGUUGGUCAAUACGCCAAUUACAUAGAUGAGGGUAUAGAAACGGCAAAUGAUAGCCAAUCAGUGAAGUGCUUUUACUGUCUUCUAGCAAGCGCUGACCCCCUGACCCCAUUUCAUGACCCUCAGGCCAAAGGUCAGCGAGGCAAGGGUCAGAGGGCAUUGCCAUGUGCUGGCCAGAGAGGGGUUGUCAUGGUUACAGCACUGGCCGAAAAAACGUCAAGGUGUUCAGCUCCGCAGACGAGAGGUCACUGAUGUUGCACUUGUGAUGCUAGACUCAUGUCAACCACCGUUCAUUCAAAACUACUUAUGAUGAUAAUAGAUUAUUUAAGGUCGUGGAAUAUUUUCACUUUUAUUUGAAUAAUUACCAUUCAUUGAUUAAGCUAAAUGGGAUCUCCUGUAGAGUGUCCUAACCUGCAAUGCAGUCCGAUUUUUUUUAUAUCAAAUUUAAGUAAUUCCAGUCUGUUAAUAAAUUGGCUUCAAUUUUUUUAGACACAUUUUUAGUUUAAAGUUAAUAGCUCAGGUAAAAAAAAAGUUGGAUCCCAAAAGACAUUAAGGAAAUAAUUUACUUAAAAACCAGUAUCUUAUAUUGAAAUGAAAUAUAAAACAUCAAAUUUUGAGAUUGUUUUUUUGUAUCAGUUGAUUUUGUAUGUGCUUCACUAUUAAAGCAGUGCCGCUGAUGUAUAUAACACAUUUUUCACAAUUUUUAAUUAAAAUACUUUCUAAACUUUUUGCCAUACACUAUAUUCAUCCAGAUAUUUUAUUAUUUUUUUGUAAAUUGUUUUUAACAAAUGUAAAAUGCAUGAGUCCCUGAAAAUCUCUGUAAAAUUAGCAUUAUUCCACAUUAUUCAAUUGCACAACAAAACUUUUGAAAUAUUCUUUUUCUCAGUUUACUUCUGGGAAUGUUUCCACCUUUUUGUUUGUUGAAUGAUAUUACUUAUUGUAAUUGUCUUUAUGUGGAUUUGCACCACCUUGUGGGUGUUAUGCCCAUUGGAUAAAGAGGUUUAUUUCUGUUUCAUUGUCUUUGCGGUUGAAAUAUAGAGCUAUUAAUGGACUAUUGAGAUGUUCCAAGGGAGGAAAAAUGAAAGGAAAAUAUUCAUGUCUUAUUUUAUUCCUCCAUCUCCAUCAUGCCUGUGUGUGUUUAUCUUUGCUGGUUUGCAUUUAAAAUGAAUUUUCACCGUGGGUCACAUCAAAAUUAUGGUUGGCCUCAGAGUGACGCCUGUAACUAUGAAACCAUAAAAACGCCUCAUGACAUUAUUACACAUUUGAUUAUUAUCAUUUUCAUUUUCUUUUACUAACAAACUUGAAAUCAGAAGUGAAGGUGCCAAGCAGAAAUUUGAGUACAGUAUGCAACUUUGUAUAGUUCAUUUUAAAUGGGGCUUGGCAACAGAAAAAAUAAAAACCUCCAAUAGCAUGGCAUACAAAUUUUCUGUCACAAUUGACAGAACAAAUACAUUUAACAACAAAGAUUAAGUGUCUUUUUGACAUGCAUUAUUUCUAGGCUUUUGCAGGCCGCAUAAAACGAUAUAGCAGGCCGAAUCUGGCCCCCGGGCCUUGAGUUUGACACCUGUCAUGUAAAGGCAUACACCUCCCUCCCGUUACUUCCUGUAGCAGAAGCCCUGAAGCAAAAACAUCAAUCCAUACUGUACCAUAACCAUUCCAUACCAUCUACCAGCAGAGAGCACUGAAGCUCACACCAUAUAUUUUUUUACGUCUUUGUGAGAUCUUUGACCUCUCCUUAUCAUGGAAGACUUUGAUAUUAUAUCGUGUUGAGCGUUUCAAUCAUUUACAUUUGUGGUGUUAUGUUCCCUUUUAGUAGCGCAUGGUAGAAAUGUAAUGUCAGUGUGCGAAGCACAUCUGCAGUAGUAAAAAUGAGUCUGUAAACUGUCACAUGUUGCCGGAGAGUACAGCCUGUCAGUGUAUGUCCUGUAUGCAGACCUUUUUACAUAAUUUUCCUUUAAUUGAAAAUAAUUAUUUUAUUUCAUUAAUUGAUGAGUUUUGCAUCUAAAAUGUCAAAUGAAAAAUGUAGCGAUUUCGACGAAGUCACUUCUUUUCUGGGUGACUAUGGACGCUUUCAAAUUCUAAUCAUUGUUUUGCUGAGUUUAAGUGCAAUCCCAUGCGGUUACAUGGGAUUCCUGGCUGUAUUUAUCACGGACACCCCGGCACACCACUGCAAGGUCUGGGUCAACUCCACGCCUUAUGACUCACACGGAGUGACUUCUUUCCCAGAGCAGAGCAGCGGGGCCGGAACACCUGACAGCUGCUCUCGGUACCAAGUGCAGGAUGCAAACUGGACUGAUACUGUCAAACUGAGCAAUGGCACAGAUCUAUGUUUGGAUGGAUGGGUCUUCAGCACUGAGAGAUACACCAUUGUGUCUGAGUGGGAACUGGUGUGUGAGAAUGCAUGGAAGGUUCCUUUUUCCACUUCUGUGUUCUUUGUCGGAGUCCUGUUUGGAGCCCUCUUCAGUGGUCAGCUGUCAGACAGGUUUGGCAGAAAGCUUGUGCUUUAUGCCACCAUUGCGUUACACUCCGUCACCGCCUUGAUCCAGGCCACCUCUGUCAACUGGCUCAUGUUCUGUGUUCUUAACUGCGUGAGAGGAAUGGGCCACGCGUCCAGUUACCUUGCAUCACUUGUUCUGGGAUCUGAGAUGCUCCGUCCGUCAGUCAGGGUGAGCUACACUCUCCUGGGCCACAGUCUCGGUUUUGGCCUUGGUUAUGCGUUGUUGCCACUCUUUGCCUACUUCUUACGAGGCUGGAGGUGGCUGCUGGUUGCUAGUGCCAUCCCAGGUCUCCUCUGGCUUCUUACUUGGAGGGUGAUUCCCGAGUCUCCUCGCUGGCUUUUGCUAAGAGGCCAGGUGGAGGAGGCUGAGAUGGUUCUACGGCGAGCUGCCAAACUCAACAAAAUCCAUGCACCCGAGGUUUUAUUCUUGACUGGUGAGGGUUCUGAACUAUUGCAAAAAACAGGGGAAAAAGAGCAGACAUAUUCAUACAUGGACUUGAUAAACACCGCUAACCUGAGGAACAUUACAGUCAUUGGUGUUUUCAUAUGGAUGGCAGUUGCCAUGGUGUUUUUUGGUCUCUCUCUCAAUACCAGCAACCUGAAUGGAAAUAUUUACCUCAAUUGCUUAAUAUCAGCAGCCAUUGACAUUGUGGCCUAUGUUUCCUCAUGGUUCUUGAUUAACAGAGCUCCGCGGCCCACUCUCCUCUUCUUCACGCUGAUGUUCUCUGGAGCAAUGUUGCUUGUCAUAAAGCUGAUUCCUGACGACAUGCAUGUCACAUUCCAAGUGUUGGUCCUUGUAGGGAAGACGGGGGUGUCUAUUGCCUACUGCUUUAUCUAUAUGUUUUUUGCUGAGUUAAUGCCCACUGUAGUCAGGAACACAGGCCUGGGGAUUUUGUCUUCAUUUGCACGGUUCGGCGCCAUCAUUUGUCCAUAUGUCAUCUACAUAGGAAUUUACAGCAAGAUUCUUCCCUAUAUUAUUUUUGGUUCAUUCAGCGUCAUGGCUGCUCUUUUAAGCUUGUUGCUUCCAGACACUAGAAACAGCAAACUUCCUGACCUUAUCAGCGAGGCCAAACCUAUUCGAAGCUGUUGCGCUCCAAAGAAAACACUGCCUGCAACCAUAAAAGCAACAUACAGCCAAGCAUGAUACAACAGCUCCCUCUGCUGAAAAAUAGCAUGUGUUUCAAACAAAGUCAUGUCUUGUCAAAAAAUGUUUGCGUUCAAAUGUUGUGACCUCUCUCCAUUGUCUUUAAUAAAUCAAAAUAUGGUUACCAAAUCCAUUGUUUAAAUCAAUCACUGUUUUUACGAUAUUUAUAUUAUUUAUAUUGAUAGUUAUUCAUGAUUUGUUAUAUGCUGGCUCCUAUUAUAAUAUAGAAUUGAAAAGACUCCCCAAAUCUGUCGUUCUCCCGUACCACGAUUGAUUACUGUACUUUACGUUACGCUGUGAUGUUGUAAUAACGGUAUAAAUACUCUAGAGGGCAGCAUUUAGCUGUUGCAUCCGAAGAAGAAGCCUGACUUGCCAGCUGGAAGGUCAGUGUU